Molecule: messenger RNA, 1497 nt
Organism: Struthio camelus australis
Lineage: Eukaryota; Metazoa; Chordata; Aves; Struthioniformes; Struthionidae
Gene: SPP2
Product: secreted phosphoprotein 2
Biological process (GO): bone remodeling
Cellular component (GO): extracellular region
Source: RefSeq, a predicted model, not a curated record
AGAGGAAUACGCUCUGGAAACCACUACUUAGAAAGGGAAAAGACCAGGGGAUUUUGAUAGGCACACUAUGAGGAUCUUAAUUUUUGUCUUUACACUGAGCAUUUUCUCAUGUUCAGGGAUUCCAGUGUAUGACUAUGAACUGCCUGUCACAGAAGAGGCUCUCAAUGCUUCCAUUGCAAGAAUCAAUUCUCAGUCACGGGGGCCAAACUUGUACGGUGUUGUCAGGAGCCAUGUUAGAAGUGUUGACAUGUGGAACAGCAAUGAUUACAAACUAGUGCUGCAGUUCAGUAUCCGUGAAACCGUAUGCACAAAAGUUUCAGGGAGAGACCCAUUCACAUGUGAUUUCAAAAUAGGGCCUUUUGUGCCAACUGCUUUCUGCAGAAGUGUUGUGGUAGUCUCUGAAGAGCAGAUCGUGAACAUGGUUGUCCAGUGCCAUCAGGACAUGUCCAGCUCGGAAUCGAUAAGCAGUGAGGAGAUGAUGCAUAUGCAGAUAAUGAACCCCAACAGGCUAGGCAGCGGUCACAGUGAAGGUCUCUUUGCUCCUGAAGCCUUCCCUUCAAGUAGAAGAGGUAACAGCCACGGACACUGGCACAAACGCAGCUAUAUCAGCUCUGACAAGACUGAAUAACACAAUUUGGUAGACUGGAGAAUAAGAAGAACCAAGAUUCAAAGAUCCAGCACAUGAAGAAGGGACCUGAUGCAAUUUCCUUUGCCUUUUCAGCAAAAGCUACCAUGUAAUGAAGUGGCAGUCUUCCCCCAAACUCACUUCCUGUUUUAAUGUCAGAAGUCCAUUGGAUGAGCUCCUAAGAUGCUAAAUGUGUGCAACUGUCAGUCAAUAGCAUUCUGAUAUGUUAAAAUUCAUUAGGAGAACUGUCUCAUACACCUAGCAUAACUGUAUCCAGUAUCAUCUCAUAAUGAUGCUAUUAAAGGAUGAUUAUUCCAUCUGUGCUCUGGGUUGCUCCCUGGUUGCUUGGUUGCUUGUAAUUUUCUGUAAUGCUUGUAGCUAAGUUUUGAAUCAUUCAGACUAAUAAAGGCACUUAAUUCCUUUUUCUCUGGAGAGCAAUAGCUGUGGAUAAAGAGUCUGGCAACAGAUCCAAAGGCAUGAGUUUUAGUUGACCUGGAAUCUAGCUUUAUAUGGGCACCUAACCACGAACAUGGGCAGGUGGGGGAAGCUAGAUCAAAAGCUAGAUCAAAAAUCCUUUUGCUCACAUGCUAAUGGCUCUCAGAACAAGGCCGUGUUAGCCCUGCAGACUUGAGGCAUGUGAACAGAUGACUGAUGCAUUCUUUUCCUGGGAGGUAUUAUGGAGGGUUCUGGUGUCCAUACCAAAAUAUGUGGGAGGAUGUAUAUUUUCCAGUCGUGUGUCUUCCAUAACUUCGGUAAGCAAAUUUGGAUGGGUCAGGUAUAAGCUAUUUGUUGUCUCUCAAACAGUGCGGUGCAAUCUGAGGUUCUAAAUUUGCAUGAGACAGGAAUGGAAUAAAGUUCAAGUAUGUAAUCAG